Messenger RNA from Paramecium primaurelia, 1287 nucleotides. The record is from the annotation of a GenBank genome assembly. NCBI's taxonomy places the organism in Eukaryota, Ciliophora, Oligohymenophorea, Peniculida, Parameciidae.
UAUAAAUGGGACUCUGUCUCUCAAAGUAAGAAUCAGAAUAACACACAACCUUAUCAUAAGAAAAGUUUUAAUAAGAAGAUGAACUUAAUGGAAUGUAAGUAGAGCAAAUCAGAUUAAGUGAUGAAGAAAAAGUAUCAUUAAAGGAUUUUGAGUUUCUUAAAGUAUGUAUUCUUUAGAUAAGGUUCUUGGUAGAGGUGGUUAUGGGAAGGUAGUCUUAGUAAAUCAUAAAAGUUAAUCAAAAUUAUAUGCUAUGAAAAUCUUAAGAAAAGAUCUUAUACAAUAAAUGAAUUCUCGAAUUUAUAUGGAAACAGAAAGAAAUAUCUUAGCUUUGGUUAAGUGUCCUUUUAUUGUGAAUUUAUAUUAUGCAUUCUAAACAAAAUAGAAAUUGUAUUUUGUAAUUGAUUUUAUGAUCGGAGGUAUAAUUACAUAAUAUCUUAUUCAAAAGGAGAAUUGUUUUAUCAUUUAAAACGAAUUGGAAAAAUGGAAGAAUCAUGGGCUAAAUUUUAUUGUGCUGAAAUUAUCUUGGCUUUAGAAUAUUUACAUAAUCAAAAUAUUAUAUAUAGAGAUUUAAAGCCAGAAAAUAUCUUAUUAGAUCAAGAAGGUCAUAUCAAAAUAACAGAUUUUGGUCUUUGUAAAGAAGAUAUUAAAGAAGGAGAUUUCACUACUACUAUUUGUGGUACAUAUGAUUAUAUGGCUCCAGAAAUAUAUUUAAAAAAAGUAAUAAAACUCUAUUUACUUAUAUUUAUUAGGGUCAUAAUCAAAGUGCAGAUUGGUAUUCUUUAGGAAUUCUCUUGUAUGUUAUGUUAUAAGGCAUUCCACCAUUCUAUUCUCAGAAUAAAAGAUAAAUGAUUCGUAGUAGAUUAGAAAGACAAAUUGAAAUUAAAACUCCCAUUUCAGAAGAAGCUACAGAUCUUAUUAAAUAAUUAUUAAAGAAUAAUGUAAUUAUUUUAUUAUAUAUAUAUAUAAGCCUAAAGAUAGAUUAGGAUCAGAUGGAUCUAAUGAAGUGAAAUCACAUCCAUUUUUCAAUGGUAUUGAUUGGAAUGAUCUUAUGGAUAAAAAGGUUGCACCUCCAUUCAAACCUAAAUUAUUUGGAGACAGAGAUCUCAGAAAUUUUGACGUUGUAUCAAUUAUUCAAUUUAUAAAUUUAUCAUCUAGACAUUCACAUAAGAAGUUGUUUAAGAUACUCCAAUGUAAUCUAUGAUUCAAGAAGACAAUUAUGAUAAGUUUUCUUAUCAAGAACCAGAAUUAUUUGUAACUAUGAAUGAAGGUUUCUCGCUUAUUAAAUGA